CUCGGACUUCGCAAUCCAGAUAUAUAACACGCUAUGAAACGAUUUCGGGAUUUGCUGCCCAGCUCGUUCGGCAGGCGAGAAGGAAGUCAACACAGCGAUGCAGAUGCGUCAAGCGAGACACUUCUCGCGAAUCAGCUACCGAACGAAGCCCAGGAUGGCGAAAAGGAGGAAAUUAUAUAUACGCACCAAGACCUUCAGAAUGGAAAGAUACUGAGAAUACAAAUCGCUCUUGGGGCCUGGAUGGUUUUCAGCUUUUGUUGUAUUCUGUAUAUCGUCCUGUCGUUGACAGACAGAAAGAACAACCGAGCCUCGCCUUCCGACGCUCAUGAUACACCAAAUGUAUCCUCGGACAUGAACAUCCAGCUCAUAAUUCCAACAUUUCCCCCACACUUCCCCCAAGUCCUCACCAUGCUCCACUCAAUGGCCUGCCUCAUAACCGACAUCUCCUCCAUCCAAAUCUCCCUAAUCCUCAGCUCCACAUCCGACAUCGUCGCCCUCCAAACCCUCCUCUCCUCCCCCACCCCACCAACAUGCACCUCCUCCUACCUCUCCUACAACACCACCUCCUCAGCCCAACUCACCUACCCCCCAAAUCUCACCCUUUAUAACCUCUACGACCUGCUCCCACCGCAAAUUCAAACCCUUACUUCGCCAAACGAUACCAGCUCCCUGGUCCGCACGUACGGGAAGUACAAAUACCAAUCUAUCAAGAAACUCGCUGCGGCGGCAUACCUGCAGUAUGAUUACGGGAUCUGGAUUGAUUCGGAGGGGUUGGUGGUAAGGCCAGUGGAGUUUAGGGAGAUGGUUAGGGAGUGGCUUGGAGGAUCGGGAAUGGGGUCAGGGCCGGUGGUGUGGACUGAGUUGGAGGCGGUGGGGAGUCCGAGGAGGAAUGAGUGGAUAGUGGGGAUUAAUGAGGGGUGCGCGGGGGUGUUGGGGAGGACGAUGGAGAGUUUGGGGAAGAGUGUUAGUUUUUGGCAGGGAUUCACAUGGAUCAUCGAAAAACCCAUAAUCAUGGACAUGAUCAACCGCCCCUCACGGCUGGAUCCCAACAUAGACUUCUUCACUCGCCUCCUCAACGCCAAAACCGACAUCUUUGAGAUCGUCAUGUAUAAGAUCCAUAUAGCAGGCAGGAAAAAGGAGCAAUCAUCGAGUAACUCGACGCUAUAUACGAAAUACCGGGUGUUGGAUAUGCAAAAUACAUUGAUUGAUUUUGGACUUGGUUCGUUCUCUUCCUUCUCUUGUUAACCUUCUCUUUCUAUUUGAAAUCGUCUCCAUGAUAUCCUAUUCUUAACAAAGUCACCCACCCCACAGAAGCAGCCUACUCCCUCAUCCCCCCCCAACUCGACACCCUCGCCGAGCGCUUCCCGCACCUCAUCCUCGCCACGUCCCUCCAAGACCGACUCGUGCAGUUCGUCAAAGAAUACAAGUUCUUCUUCAUCUGUUUCCACGUUGGGUACCUGUCGCUGAUUCCCAGGGAGGUGCUGCAGAGUUUUAUGAGGAAGGCGCCCGUGGCGAUGACGGUGAGUAAUUUGAGUGGGCUGGAUAAGGAGGUUAUUCCUGAGGGAGGGGGGAGUUGGAAUAUGACUUAUGUUUGAUGAGG
Messenger RNA from Cadophora gregata, 1600 nucleotides. RefSeq lists its product as uncharacterized. The record is from RefSeq and is a predicted model, not a curated record. The coding region runs from base 34 to 1245 and encodes 403 amino acids. The transcript is spliced from 3 exons. NCBI's taxonomy places the organism in Eukaryota, Fungi, Ascomycota, Leotiomycetes, Helotiales, Ploettnerulaceae.